This is a messenger RNA of Bactrocera latifrons, 8028 nucleotides long. RefSeq lists its product as uncharacterized. The transcript is spliced from 6 exons. Gene Ontology annotation, molecular function: protein binding. The record is from RefSeq and is a predicted model, not a curated record. NCBI's taxonomy places the organism in Eukaryota, Metazoa, Arthropoda, Insecta, Diptera, Tephritidae. Gene Ontology annotation, cellular component: membrane.
AUUCGGGGCGAGUGUGAUAAAAAAUAGGACAAGAAAAAUAUUUUUGUGCUUUAACUUAAAAUUUAAGAACACUGAUUAAUUGAUAAUAGAUCUAAAAUAUUUAAAAAUUCAAGUAAAUUGUGUAAGGUGUGAGAUAAUGUUUGCUUUUACUGUGCUUGUAUUUAAUUUCAUUCAAGGUGUAAUUUCAGCCAAUGCAGCCAUUCCCGGUGCCCAUUGUCGUGAUUACAAUGGAAAAAUGUACGAAACGGGGAUGCAUUUUAUGCCGGGGCCAGAUACAUGUCGCCUCUGUGUGUGUGAAAACGGUCUACCGAAGGCCUGUAAAAUGGUAUUAUGUGAAGCAUUUAGCAAAUGCAAAUCUUUUCAAGUAGGCAAUGGCAACAGUUGCUGCGAGGUGAUCUGUCUUGAUGAUCAAUUCACGGAUGGUAGUACUGAUUUCGGUAUUUGACUGGUGGCUAGUGGCAUUACUGCUACACUUUCUUUAUCGUUGCUCUUCUUUUUGGUAAAUCGUCUGAGACAGCGUAAGAUACGUGCACGUGAAAGUCGACAGAAUGUCGAGGAUCAGCGCAGUAUUGUUGGUAGUAUAGGUUAUAUUGCCGGUAAUAUGGGUUACAUGGAAGGUAACAUGAGCGGCAUGGAUUAUUCCUAUGGUGGUGGCGCUUCACACUAUCCACUAUGGAAGCCAGCGGGUGCUUACUUUCCACGUGGGGAGGCGCCACCUCCAUACGAAGAGGCUGUCGCCAUAUCGCAAGCAGAAGCCCUAAGCGCACAGUGCACCGUUAGUGUGGCGACGACAGCGCACCGAGCUAUGGGCCUUAAUGCUACUGUUACACCGGUCGAAUUAAGUGCUGAAAUGCGUCGCAACAUGCAACAGCAGCAACAACAAACUUUAGUGCAGCAACAUGCGAUACAUAUGCAUCAACCAACUACAUCACACAGUGGUAGUGGUGGAAACUGUACUACUUCGCUCGCCGGAAUGCCUAACACGACGCAAGCAUUGCAUCAUCAUGUCGGUGCGUUGGCGUCUACGGCACAACCGCAACAGCAACAUCAUCAACAAUCUCACAACCAAAUAACGCAAAGCACCACCAAUCUAAUUAACAUCAAUAUCAAUAGCGGCGGCAAUGUGACGACAAUUGCUACGGGUGAAAAUCAUCAACCGCCAUAUAGUGUGCAACACGAAAGUGGUGGCAAUGUUUUACAGGAACCACUUAGUCAUCAAUCGUUACAACAGCAGCCACAAUUAAUGAAUACAACUCACAUAGGCAAUAGUAGUGGGGGCCGUCUCCACCUGACUGCCGCACCGCCCAGCAAUUCAAUUUGUGUACAGACUCUCUCAAGUGGUGUGGGUGCUCAUCAGCCCCUCAGUCAAUCAACGCAAAUGAUGGGAAUAAACAAAUCUCUCCACCUGCAGCAACAGCAGCAACAUCACCACCAACUUACUGGUGCUAACGUCGCUUGCCAAGCUUUACAGCAGACUAUGUCAUCCUCAAUUGGUUCUACGUCGAACAGUAACGAGUGUAGCUAUAAAAAUUGUCAUCUGAAUAUCAGCGCCAGUACUGCAUUGACUUCGUCAUCGACCGUGGGGUCGACUGUGGGCGGAUCACAGCAGCGUCGCUCCCAACGUACACUGCCAGUUCAAGCCACUCAUGUUACGCAAGAUAUGCUGCAACAUUUUGUUACAAUUGCUGAUGUGGAAAUUAGCGGUAACACCGUUGGGUAUCACUCAUUGCCGAAUGGGAGCGGUGUCGGCGGGGGUGACCGUGAAAUGGAGCUGCUCAGUGUUGCUACCGUACCCACGUCAACGCAAUAUACUGGGUCUCAAAUGACGGGGGCAAUUUCCACACCCAGUAUGGAUGUGUUGCCACUGAUGAGCGGGGAAAUCGCCACAAUUUCUAAUAAUACCAGCGAUUCAGUCACACAAACAGCAAUAAGCGCAGUCUCUGGAUCACAUACACUGCCGACAAAUGCGCAUACACAAACAUUGAAAAGUAACAACAGCACCAAUAAUAGUAGUAGUCAAAACAGCAAAACACCCUCAUCCUCACGCCGUUAUCAUCGUACUAUACCACGAUACUUUGCUCUUACCGAUCCGCUGAGUGACAAAGAAGCCUAUGGCAUAAAUAAAAGCAAAUCAGAAAAUAGUUCACGUGGUGGAGCGAGCAGUACUGUGUCGGCUGUAACUUCUACCAAAAAACCCACCUGUCAGUGCCCAGUGCAGCACGUGCCCAUGUCAUAUAUGGCAGCCACGCAACUGAGCAAUGUCGCACAAUGUCCCAGUAACAGUGCUCUUCUUUCGGCCCUAAGUAGCAAAUUGAACGCAGCUUGCCAAUCAACAGCGACAUCUCAAACAUCGCUAGUUACAUCACAUGGCAGCAGCAGCAACGGGCGUUCCAACACUGUUACUACAUUGUGUUAUCCGCAACGAGUCAAAUCCUCUAAUAGUCUUCUACAAUCGUCAACGAACGACGUCAACAGUUUCGGGGUGGGCAGCUCCUUGAAGCGCACAAUGCAUACCACUAGCACCAGCACUAAUACGUCAACGCUCACCAAUAAUAACAAUAGCAACAUUAAUGCUACAUCCAUUUGCAGUUAUGAUACGAAAAUUGCUACAAUUUCUAAGCAAGUCGGUGAUAGCUCAGCUGCAGAUCUAGGAACAACCAUAAGUAGUCAUCAUCAUCAUGCAGCCCACCAUUCCCACCAUUCUCAUCAUGCGCACAGUGUUGUUGUGUUACCUUCACAGACCCACGACGAGAGUAUGCCUAUAGUUUUGGGGCGUGUACAUAAACGAUCCAUUGGUGAACGGGAGCGCGACCGUGAACGAGCACGCAGUGCCAGUAGUGGGCGUGCCAGCAGCAAUAGUAGCUCACACCAGUUGGAGAAUAGCGCUGCUACAAUUUACUUGAACGGAAAGGGCGACGCAUACUUGAAUUUUCCCCAUCCACAAAAUUUCAGCAAUCGCAAUUCACAACAGCAGCAGCAGAAUUACCAUCAACAACAACGAACCAACGAAACAAAUCCUAUAUUACCACCGAAACUACACAAAUCUCUAACGAAUUUAAAAUCUACAACCAACAACAAUCAUAGUAUAACGACCACAGCAACAGAGAUUUCAUGUGCUGCUGUUACUAUACCCAACCCCACCACCACUGCCACCACCUGUUCGAGUUACACAACCGUGCAAACGGUAUACACUCUCAGCAAACCAUCCACAUCGGCCGCAGCACAUGUGAGCCGCAAGGAGCACCAAACUAUCCAUGAACCAAUAAAUGGCAACGGCGGCACCAGCAGUUGCAGCAAGAACUCUCCGCUUUCGCUCACUCUGCCGCUUUCGCCGGGGUUAGCAAACAAUUUUGGAGGUGUGAGUACAAGUACCAGUAGUGGUUGCGGAACUAGUUCUGGCAACAAUACUGUAGGUUCACAAACGCAUUCUUCUGAAAAGUCAAGUAAAAUCAAUUCAAGCACAUUUUAUCCACUGCAAAAUAAUCAUGUGACAUACACACUGCCAAAAUAUAUAAGCGGCAAAGUAUCGUUGAAUAGCACCAUAGCCAGUGUAGUUAGCAAGGUGCCUUCAGUGAUCAGCAUACCAGUUAGUGGCGGCGAAGUCGAUUUAUUUGAGAAUAACAACAGCUGUGUAUACGCCUUAAGUCACAGCAAUUCAACAAAUAGCAAACAUGAACCCACAGCAAUGUCCACGUCGAAGAGUAGCAGUUCAAACGGUCGUAGCACAACAUUGCCAAAGAUUUUGCGUGCCAAAAAACAGCAAGACGUUAAUGCUACCAACAAUUGUAAUAGCAAUAUUGGCAGCAGCACCAUAAAACAUAGUACAGCUUCUGGAAUCACAACAGCAGCUGCGUCGAUAUCGUCGGUAUCCCAAUGCAAUAUGCCCGUCUAUCCCCAACAGUCCACUAGUUCACAUGUCAAACCAACCGCAACGGCUAAUGCAACAACGCAAUUCAAUUCCAUCAUAUCUGAUGGUGGUGUUCUGUCUUCUGCCAAACAUUUACCAGUCUGUACCACUUCGAAGAAUUGCCAAAAUCCAAAGGAGCAUUUUUUGCCAAACGACACUAGUUUGGAUGAUGAUUACUUAAGCGAGUGCGAAAAUUGUAAAAUUGCGCAGAGUGCCAAAUAUUAUUUAAAUGCUGAAGAAGUGGGGGCAAUACCACAAGAGACAAUGACACUACAGCGCAAAUCGAUGGACGACAACAAAGAGGAGCAGGAGCAGUCGUAUUAUCGAAUUUCGCACACGCUACCAACGAACCCCAAGAAGAAUGCUCCAGUCAAAAAUAACAAUCGUGAGCCAUGGUUUUCUACAAUCCCAGCUAGCUCGUCAUCCGAAGAGGAUGUCAAUGAAUGAGAUUUAACACAUUUUCUUUAAAUAAAGAAUUACCAAAACCCAAACGCACCAGAAAAUACAUAUACGCACACACAAAUACACGUAUAUAAGGAAAACGGCUUUUGGAUUUGGCAAAUCAAAAAGUUGGAAGUAUGUAAACGACAGUACGAACAUUAAAUGUAAUAUCUGCACAGCGGGUAAAUCUAAGUAAGUAUUCAAAUAAUACACACAUGUAUAGAACACACAGUAUCUUUGAAAUGUAUUGGAAGUAAAAUUAAGAUAACCUUGCAGUAGAUACUUACACAAUUACAAGUAAAGAAAAGUCAAAAGCUCUUGAAAAUACUGGAAUAAAAACUUUUUGAGUAUUUCAUAAAAGAAAUAGAUACAGGAAAGAAUAUAUUGUUAAAUCUUCUUUUUACUCUUCGCACGUUUCAUCAGUAUGUUGCAAAAUAAGGCUAAAUGAAAAAAACGUAUGGCAAGCCUUUCGACAUAACGUAUAUAAUAAGUUAAAAUGUUGUUAUAGAAAACACAAUAUAUAAUUAUACAAUUAAGAGAUACCAAAAAUUUAAUGCCGAAAUUUAAUGUAUUCUUAUGUAUAGAAAAACGUUCAUUAAUUGUGCGCUUCAAUUAACUAACAAUUAAGACAGGAAAAUAGUUUUCGUUGAGCAGAUAUUCAUACAAUAAGCUAAGUCAAAUCUGCUUGUAUUCAAUAUUUACAUGUAUAAAAUAAAAAAUUACAAAAAAAAAAAAAAAUAAUAAAAUUAGCAUAUAAUUAUGUUCCGAUACGAUAGGAAAACAUUUGGGGAUGAUCACAUUGCUAGCGGUUCACAUUCCAAUGGGAACGAAAUUCGCAUAAUUAUUUAUAUAUAUAUACUCGUAGAUUUAAAUGACGCAAGAAAACUUCUAUUCCACUACCUACAGAUUUUAUUUUGUUCAAUGAACAAGAGCGAUUUUUGAAUAUUUUGCAAAAAUUGUUUCUUAAAUAAUCGAUAAAUCAUAUAUGUAUGUAUGCGAUCAAUGCUUAAAAAUGGGAGCAGUAUUUUGAAUAUCCUUUCUAAAGUAAAAAUUGUAUAAUAUGUCUUGAUAAAGCCACAGGAAAAUAGUGUAUGUGAAUGCCAAAAAAGUAUAAAUUAGCAAAUGUAUAUUGCUUAAAGCAUGCCAUUUGGAAGCAUUAAUAAUGUGAUACUUCCGGCUGGCGCAAUUAUUUUAGAUAUUCUCAGCUGACACUUUACAGUGAUGCCUUAACCUUGGGAGCAUUUCGCUCUGAUAUUUUGGUGCGAUGAAUCCGAAUAUAAUAUUUUUGACACAGUCUUCAUUAGAGAAAACAUCAACAAAUUAACAAAAACAGUAAAUAUAUUUGAAUUUGAAAGUGAUUCCAAAUAUUCAUUUGUUAUUUAUAGAUUAUAAACAAACUUUUCAUGCUGUUAUAACAAUGUAAAUAUUACGUUUAAGAACUUUGCCCUGAUUAUUUCUCUUUCAACAAUAAUUUUUGUUCUUUGAAUUGAAUUACUUUUGUGAAUGCCACAUGCUGAUCCAUGUUUCCAAUACCAGGGUCAACCUAUUACUGAUCCUUCUUCAAGACUGAAUGCUGGUGGUCACUUUUUAUUUAGUGUCCACGUGUCCUCCAAAUAUAUGAUUGUCUAUUUGAUCUAAAAAUGAAACUCUUUAUUUCUACACUCUGUUUACAAUAACAAAAUGUAUGAAUAUCCUUGUUCAAGUGAAGAGAAAGAAACAAACUAUCUUGACAGACUUCUUUCUUUAAGACACAGCUGAUAUUUUGCCAUUAUCUACAUUAUUAAAGUUCUAUUACUAUACAAGGCACCUUUUUUAUGUAGCCCACGUAGUGUGAAAUCUCGAAAAAAAAAAUAUUUUUUAUAAUUCUUCAUCUGCCGACCAAAUGCUGUUGUACUAUUCAGAAAUCUCCGUUCUCCAUUGAUCUAAUGGUGAUAGUUUUUCCGCAAAAAUAAAUGACAAUUUGUUCAAAAACGGUACACAGAUAGUCGUAUUGUUCACUUCUGAUGCAAACGUUAUUUGUUCGAACAAAUCUAGGUCUAUAAGACUUAUGUAUUGCAUUCUAAGUAAACUCUAUUUUCUCUCCUCUUUUUUAACAUUUGUAAAUGUAAACAUUUAAUACUUACACAUCUAACCUCUUGAACCCAGUUUCAAUUACUUACCUGCCUUUCGGUAACGUGUCAUUACUUUCAUGCCCACAAAACCAUUGCUCGUCUCUAAUGUCAACAGAAAUAGCCUGUAAUUUUAUUAUUUCAUAAAAUGAUUUGUUCCGUAUGUUAUCGAAAUAAAGUCAUAUGAUAAUUAGAAUUAUCCUACAUUUUAUCCAUAAACAUGUCGAAGAGAUGUGCGAAUAUAUUCGUAAAAAUAUAGAUUUUUACAUGGAUGUAAACAAAAAUUGUCAAUCCUAUUAAAAAUAAUGAAUUUACCAUACUUUUAUAGUUCAACUGAUAACGACGACGUAUCUAACUGCUGUAAAUUUUCUUUCAAAGUCGGUCCUUUAAUGUCUAUUGUAAUCAAUUACAUUUAUAUAUUGUGCUUUGAAGGAAAAAAAACGCGUAAACUACAUUACUUUAAAAUACUCCUUGAAUAGUCAUUAAAACUGUAUUGUACGGCUAAGAUGUGUGAUAUGUGACUGAUAGUCGGAACUUAGCACUGCAUUUAUCUGCAUAUACUCAGUGUUUAAGUCAAUUAAAAGUUAUCUUGAACUAAGUACAUUAUUUAUCAUUUAACAUUUAUACUAACAUGUUUGUUCCAUAUACGGAAUUUGGAUGGAGCCUCCCUGUUAAUUACCAUGGACUGAUGGGCGCAGUUUUCGCUUUUUCUUUGUAUACAAGAUUAAAAAUGCUUGUUUAUUUUUUUCUAAUUCUUUCUUUGCAGUGGUGUUCUUUCUUUACAUAAAUAUUUUUCUCCUAUAGAAAUAGGAUGGUCAAAAGUGAAAAUAUCCGAUUUAAACGACUAAGAAACUUUUUCGAAAAAGUUUGUGAGGGUAUCGCUCACGUUACAAAGGUUGUUGAUGUUACACUGAAUGAGUCCAUGUUUAAUGACCGCCUUUGCUCCACAUAUUCAUAUGUAAGAUUUGGGUAUAAGUCAAAUGACUAUAGCUGCAAUUCUACCUAAACCUAUUAAAUAUAAAAAAAUAAUUAAGUGCCAAUAAAAUAAUCCAAACAAUGUUCCCACUUACAGAAUGAUUACAAUAAAAUGUUCAAACUUUUUCCACACCUUGCAAUAUAUCGCAAUUUGCAUCAAUAAAAUAUCCAUCUGAAAUGGUUACAUAUCGUUCUCGAACAAGAAAAAGACUUUUACUGAACUGUUUGCUUUGGACACGCUUGCAACAGUACCAUAUGAAACGCAUCUUGUGAAUAGAUUAUCACAGAUCAUCUCCAUAAUGGAUUUUUUAGGCGCGAGUACUCACCCCUGAAUCACCGUUGAAACCUUUGUUUACUUUUAGUUUAAAAAAGUUUAUGUUUUUUGUUUAAAUGGGUGAUCGAAAGCGAUUAAUAAUGAAAAUCCUGUCCGUGGAACUCUAGCAACCGCACCAGAGCCGCAAUAAUAUAUUGUACUCCUCGGUGUAUGGCAGCAGCCGUUCGAACUGAAGUGUUUCGAUGGCAAGGUCUUCUGUUGACUGUCCCUUGCUCGGCAAAAUUGUUUACAAGUCUCAUUAUGGUCCAUCUGCUCGGAGGAUU